AUGACCGUCAUCAAAGACGCUUUUAUCGAGGGCGGCCGUGAGAAGGUGCCAGUCUGGAGACUUGAGAGAGAUGGCGGGCGCGGGUGCUCUUCGUUCCAAUUCAGGGCUUCAGUGCAAUCUUUCAAGCUGGCCUGGGUGUCCCUGCGAGACUUCUCCACCUGGAAAGCCAAGUCUGCCAAGCAGGAGCUCGAGGAGCAGUUGCUGGAUGCAUCUGUCGUUGACCUGGCCGGCGCCCGUUUCGGUUUCGACAUCCUGCGGCCUGGCCUGGGUGGGAGCCCCGUUUGGAUAACACGGAGCCAGGGCCUCGAACUUUGCGAUGAGCGCCGGUUGCACUACGGCGGCUGA
Molecule: messenger RNA, 345 nt
Organism: Symbiodinium sp. CCMP2592
Lineage: Eukaryota; Dinophyceae; Suessiales; Symbiodiniaceae
Source: the annotation of a GenBank genome assembly